CCGGCAGAGCGAAGGCUCUCCGGUGCGCAGACGCACUUGCACCCGGCGGCCUGGCGGCGGCGGCGGCGAAGUGUUCCUGCGAUAGGUGUUCCGCUUGUCUACAGUGGGGUCCGCCGCUUGGCCUCCCCUUCGCGGCGGGGCCAGGUACAGAUUGCCGGUGCCUUCUCCAAAAGGGGCAGUGGGCAGAGAGAAAUGGCCACAAAGUUGCUACCAGCCCAGGUUCAGGAGUCUGUGACGUUCAGGGAUGUGGCCGUGCUUUUCAGCCAGGACGAGUGGCUAUGCCUGGACCCUGCGCAGAGAGCCUUGUACCGGGAGGUGAUGCUGGAGAACUACAGCUCCCUGGUGUCUCUGGGGAUUCUGUUUGCCAAACCAAAGGUUAUCUUCCAGUUACAGCGAGGGGAAGACCCCUGGAUGGUGGAAAAUGGAGCUUCUCGUGGCACAUGUCUAGGAUGGGAGAGCUUCUUUGAAACCACAGUUUCCGAAGAAGAAUAUCAGGAAAUAAUAAAUAAACUCAGAGGUGAUGGUACUUUUGACUUCAAGUUGGGGAAAACCUAUAUAAGUGGGGACGAGCUAGAGAAGCAACAGGACAGAAAGAACAUACCUUUCAAGAAAGUUUCAGUUACCAUCAAAAAAACCUACAAGAAGGAGAGGAGCUUAGCAGGUGUGGAGAAAACUCUCGGUUUAAAAUCAUCACUUAUUAGAAAACCCAGAAUUGUUUCCAGAGGAAGGAAACCCCAUUCACAGCAGUAUUCAAUUCUAUUUAAACAACUGGAAGUCAAUACAGUGCGAAAAUGUUACAAAUGUAACAUCUGUGGGAAAAUCUUCCUCCACAGUUCUUCCCUGAGUAAACAUCAGCGAAUUCACACUGGAGAGAAGCUCUAUAAAUGUAAGGAAUGUAGGAAAGCUUUCAGCCAAAGCUCAUCCCUAACUCAGCACCUGAGAGUUCAUACUGGAGAGAAACCUUAUAUAUGUAGUGAAUGUGGAAAAGCCUUCAGUUUCACGACAUCUCUCAUUGGACAUCAGAGAAUGCAUACUGGAGAGAGACCCUAUAAAUGUAACGAUUGUGGAAAAACAUUUAAAGGUAGUUCAUCCCUUAAUAAUCACCAGCGAAUUCAUACUGGAGAAAAGCCCUAUAAGUGUAAUGAAUGUGGAAGAGCCUUUAGCCAGUGUUCAUCUCUUAUUCAGCAUCAUAGAAUUCAUACUGGAGAGAAACCGUAUGAAUGUAGUCAGUGUGGGAAAGCCUUUACUUCAAUGUCACGGCUAAGUAGGCACUAUAGAAUACAUACUGGAGAGAAACCCUUUAAUUGUAAUGAGUGUGGAAAAGUAUUCAGUUACCACUCAGCCCUGAUUAUACAUCAGAGAAUUCACACAGGUGAGAAACCUUAUGCAUGUAAAGAAUGUGGGAAAGCCUUUAGCCAAAGCUCAGCUCUUAUACAACAUCAAAGAAUUCAUACUGGAGAAAAACCCUACAAAUGUAAUGAAUGUGGGAAAGCUUUCUCCUGGAUUUCACGGCUUAACAUACACAACAGAAUCCAUACUGGAGAGAAACCGUAUAAUUGCAAAGAAUGUGGAAAAGCCUUCAGUUCCCACUCAGCAGUUAAUACUCAUCGAAAAAUUCACACUGGAGAGAAAGCUUAUAAAUGUAAUGACUGUGAAAAAGCCUUCAACCAAAGCUCAGCUCUGAUUCAGCACCAGAGGAUUCAUACUGGGGAGAAACCUUUUACCUGUAAAGUAUGUGGGAAAGCCUUCAGACAGAGUUCGUCCCUUAUGACACAUAUAAGAAUUCAUACAGGAGAAAAGCCUUAUAAAUGUAAAGAAUGUGGGAAAGCUUUCAGUCAAAGCUCAUCCCUUACUAAUCAUCAGAGGACUCAUACUGGAGAAAGACUGUAAGUGAAAGGCAUGAGGAAAAUCUUCCAACCAAAGUUCAUGCUGAAUAUCAAUUCAUCCUGGGGAGAAAGUGCUAAAAAGUGAGUGAUUUGUGGGUUAAACUUCAGAAUUUAGACCUCAUCAAACAUCAGAGACUUCAUGAUGCAGGAUAACCUUAGAAAUAUCAGAAAAGCUAUAAAUCUUUCCCCACAUGUUCUUAAGUUAAAUAGAGAAUUUGACUAAAUUAGAGAAUUUGUAAGAUCAAAAGGUCAGUAUUUUUUUUUCAUACUGGUGAUGUGAUAACAUCCACCAGCCUAUAUAAGCUCCACUGGGAAGAAUGUUGACAUAUGUAAAAGUGCAGCCAUAAAAUCUAGACUUCAGAUUAAUCUGGGAAUCUAUUUUUUGAAAUUACAUUUAAGUGUUAUUUAUGCAAGCCAGUUGUACCAAGAAGAAUGUUUUGGAGAAGAAAUGUAAGCAAGUGACCUGUAACUACCUCACUGUCACUAAAACUUGUUUUUUUUAAUAGUUUAAACGCAAAUUCUAUACUUUGUGGUUGUUAAAACUUGGUGGUGGUUUAGCCUCUGCUUUCUAAGCCAUUCACUUGAAAAUCACUCAGUAAACUAUGCAGGUAUACAGUCCUGUGAGUUUUCUCCCGGACUACUUGUUUCAACCUCUGAGUCAGAUCUAAAGUCACUAUAAGUCACAAAAUGCAUGGUAUUUCACUUGUCUUUCUCAUAAAGUGGUUACCUUUGCUGUAUUAAGUUGUAAAAGAUUACUCAGACAACUGCUGCCUUUACAAGUUAAUUUACUGAUAAAGGCUGUUAAAAAUUAUCUUACAAUGUAGCCUUAGGCAGCACAGCUCUUGGCCUCCCAGGCUGUGCCUGUUUCCUGAGCUCUGAUUACCAGCCACUGGGCAGGCCCAGGAACAGUGUGGAGCCCGGCCAUCCUCCCUGCAGUAAAGUGAUCAAGGGGACUUUACCCCUACGUCUGCUCUCAUCCCCUUCACAUGGUACUCACUCUGCCCACAUUCUGAAGGCAACUAAAACAAUUCAGGCUCUAAGUUCAGAUGCUUCUUCCUUCAAAAAAUGGACUAUUAUUCAACAAGUUAUUUAGUCUAUUUUAGUAUUUCUGAAAUGUAAAUAAUUUGAGCAAGCGAAAACAGUUAUCUUACAAGUCAAAAGACUAAAAUUAAAACCGUACAACAUCAUUUUGUGCAGUUUAUCAAGAGCACAUAAGGAUUGAAAUUCCCAUUUUAAAAAAACACAAAAAUUCAGAGAAGGUGCUGUUGGGCUGAAGGCUAAGCAAAACAAGCAUUGAGUUCAGCUUUUGCCUCUUGGGACUAUUAAGUCUCAUUGUUUCAAACUUGUGAAGAACACAGUCCAUCUGCAAUGCCCCCUUUCCCACAACCGUUCUUUUAAAUUCUCUAAUUCUGGAGGAAAUCUCUAGGAAAAUACAACUCUCCUGUCUUGGUCUGUUUGGGCUGCUAUAACAAAAUACCACAGACUGGGUGGCUUAUAAACCGAAGUUUAUUUCACACAGUUGAAGGUUGUGAAGUCCAAGAUCAAGGCCCCAGCCUGGUUAUGUUCUGGUUUGGGCCCUCUACCAGGUUCAUAGCCAGUGUCCUCUUGCUGUGUCCUCAAAUGGUGAAAGGGGUUAGGGAUGUCUCGGGGGCCUCUUUUAGGGACACUACUCACAUUCAUGAGGGCUCCACCCUCAUGACAAUCACCUCCCAAAGUCUCCAUCUCCUGAUGCCAUUGCCUUGGGGGUUAGGAUUUCAGCAUAUAAAUUACAAGGGGACACAAACAUUCAGACCCUAGCUUUCCCCAAGUAUAGAUAGUCCUAAAUUCACCAAAAAAAUAAAAAUCACAAAAUAUUAGGCCCAGUUAAUUUUAAGAUGAAGUCUAUCAAACUUGCAGUAACAAGUAAUUGAAGUCUUAUGCAAAAUCUUCAGAGGAAAUGAUGUAUAAGCACAGUGAUUCUAAUAUAACCCAGUACCAAAAUCAGAAGGAAGCACAAGAAAAUUGCAGGCCAGUAUCAUCCAUGAACGGAAAUGUAAAAAUCCCAAAUAAAGCAUUAGCAAAUGUAACCUAAAAGUACCUAAGCAUAGUUUAAUACAUUGUGAUUAGGGUUUUUUUAAAUGGGGAUGCAUGAUUUACUUGACAUUAGAAAAUGUACAGAUGCUGUGCACCACUUUAACAGAUUAAAGGACAGAAAUCCAUAUGCUCAUCUCCUUAAAUGCAGAAAAAGCAACCAAAAUAGUGCCCAUUCAUGUUAAAGCCUCUCUUCUUUUUAAAAUCAGUUUCAGGUGUACAAAACAAUGUAAUAGUUAGACAUUUACACAACUCACAAAGUGAUAACCCCCCUCCCCCAAUCUACCCCUGACAUGGUACACAGCUGUUACA
Rhinolophus ferrumequinum (greater horseshoe bat) is the source of this 4268-nucleotide messenger RNA. It is a transcript of the gene ZNF879, whose product is annotated as zinc finger protein 879. Lineage: Eukaryota; Metazoa; Chordata; Mammalia; Chiroptera; Rhinolophidae. Gene Ontology annotation, molecular function: DNA-binding transcription factor activity, RNA polymerase II-specific; RNA polymerase II cis-regulatory region sequence-specific DNA binding. The record is from RefSeq and is a predicted model, not a curated record. Bases 193 to 1890 code for a protein of 565 amino acids. Gene Ontology annotation, cellular component: nucleus. Gene Ontology annotation, biological process: central nervous system development; regulation of transcription by RNA polymerase II. The transcript is spliced from 5 exons.